Messenger RNA from Phanerochaete carnosa HHB-10118-sp, 1539 nucleotides. RefSeq lists its product as uncharacterized. The transcript is spliced from 8 exons. The coding region runs from base 1 to 1539 and encodes 512 amino acids. NCBI's taxonomy places the organism in Eukaryota, Fungi, Basidiomycota, Agaricomycetes, Polyporales, Phanerochaetaceae. The record is from RefSeq and is a predicted model, not a curated record.
AUGGCGAACAAAGCAAAAGCUUCGUGGCGCCGACGGCAGCGCCGGAUCCGGAGCUCGCCUGUUAAUGGUACAAGGCUCCUCUCCUAUCGCAUCACUGCUGUGCCUGACCUAUCUGCUGUAGCACCUACCACUCGCAGUAAUGAAAGGCUUCCUGUAAUCAAUGAGGCAGCUUCUGCCACCAAGGUCGGCCAGAAGCCUAAAGCGGGCAAGCCCACCAAGCACUCCGAGGCCAAAAAUAACAAUGAAGACGAAGAUGAGGAAGACGAGGAAGACUUGGAGUCAUCGGGCUCUGAGUUUGCUGUCAAACUGGGGCUUGAUGAAGACGAAGAUGAAGAUGAGGAAGAAGAAGACGAAGAUGAAGAUGAAGGUGAUCUUGAGGAUGAGGAUGAGGAGGGAAGCAGGAGCGCAACCAUAACUACGAAGAGCAAAGACAAGAAGACGAACGGCCGUGCACAGAUGACAACGACAAGCCGUGCCUUGCAAGCCGAACUCGAGCGUCCUCGGUUCAAGACCAACAACUUUCCAACUGGCAAAGGAAGUACUACCACUCGGAAAGAAGGUGCUGUCACCACCAAUACUGCCGGAAAUGUCUCUGAACCCCAGGCCAACGACCAAGAAGCUGCUGCUCUCAGUGAGCAGCCGCCAGAUGCUGAUAUCACUGCGCUGGUCUUGAACGCAAAAGGUCAGUUAAAUCUCAGUAGCCAGCAGCAAUCAGUCACACGCGUCAUGAACCGCUUUCAUGAGGAAUGCAUCGCUGAUGCGGCCUUCAACUGUGGAAUCUAUCCCGUCUCUCUGCGGGUCCCAUCUCAGCUUGACCUUCUCAUUGGGGCUGCGACUAUCGAGGAUGUUCCAGAGAUAGCAGCAAAAGUGAUGGCUGAUCGUGACUAUGCUGCGAAGAUUAUUGCGUCGGGCGAGCAACGCGUUGUGCUCAUAUGCGGCAACCUCAAGGGGCUGUGCAAAUCCAGCGUGCCGAAGGAGUAUGGCCUCACCUCGGACAAGCCUGGUGACCAGACCAGGCCAUGCUUCCAUCGAGUCGGAGCCCUGGUACACGACCUUGGCUACAUCUUCCCUGGCGAUAUCAUGGGCCGCGUUGAUGGCAGUGCUCCAUUCAAGCGUCCGAUCUUCGCCGAGAUCAUUAAAGAGACUUUAUUCUCACCCCGCCGUGGCAAGCCUUCACUUGUAGUUGCUCACUCCGUCCGGUUUGUGUCAUCCAGCACUGAGAAGCCACUCGAGAAGGAAAUUCCCGUACCAAUGCUUGCUCUCGCGAGUGCUGCGAUCCGGCUGACUUUAGAUGACUGGGCAGGUGGUAUCGAGCCAGCGGAGGCCUCGAAAUACACCGCUGCCAAGGCCGAGGAAGAAUACAACAACGUCAUCGAGUUCUUCGACGACCUUCGCAAGAACCGUCCAAGAUUCUACCACCGCAUCCUUCAUCAAGUUUAUGUUGACGUCUGCUCCAGUGGUCUCGCUGCUACUCCGGCAUCCCAAAGAUCAAAGCAGGCCGUGCGUGGGGCGCUUGCGCGUCUCGUCUUUGAUGACUAG